CACACGAUAACUGCUAAAUAGAUCAGGAAGUCUAUACACAUAGAAUGAUUUUGUCAUACGGUUAAUAAGAAGAAUGCAGUUUUACCCAGAAAAAAGACUACUUGCUCAGAAAAUGAUGCUUCCACUAGUGAUUUUUUUCCUGUUACCGAUCAAACUGCUAUGUUUUGUUCCUGAAUCUGAACUUCUUCUCUUUUGGACAUUCGGAAGGAGAUGCCUUGCUGAAUCAUAAUGAUGAUCAACAUUCAGCUGUACAAAACAUUUCGAUUGUGUUUAAAUUCUUUUACGAAUAUCACAGCGAAUUGUAUGUAAAUACAAAUGGGUUUAUAUCGUUUCGAAAAGGAAUUUCAACGUUCACAUAAGAGGCAUUUCCUAAAAUUGGCGAUCUAAUUGUACUUGCACCUUUUUGGACAGAUAUAGAUACAAGAAAUUGUAGUUCGACAUGCAGUAUUUGGUACAGGGAAUCUACAAAAUAUCCUGAUAUAGUUAAAGCAACAUCUGAAGUACGGAAGUAUUUUCCAAUAAUGAAACAUUUUGGAGCAAAUUGGACGUACAUUGUUACUUGGGAAAACGUUCCUUUCUUUGGAGCAUCAGACGUCGGCAUAAAUAAGGUUUGGUUUUUUUUUUGUAGAACGUUUGUAUCACCAAAUGCAACAUUUUCUCUGGGAAAAAAGGCUCUUGUGUUAAGUGCCAGUCUUUGUAAGAAUCGGGCAAUUUUGAAAAAAUUCAAAACAUGGCAAAAAAAACCCACCAACCUAAACAUCCUAUUUUAAAGUUACUCUCAUCCUGAGUUAGAAAUGGUAGGUCUUUUGUUUCUGUGUGUCUGAUACUUCGAGAAAUCUCUAGAUAAAUUUUGAUUAGAAUGAUAGCAAAUAAUGGAGCUAGCUCCCCUUAACUGUUUAUAUCUAAUGCAUGUCAACCAAAUUAUAUCUUGAAUUACCAGAACAGGAAAAGGAAACGAAAUUUAAAUUCGUGCACCAGUAUACAUUUUGAACAUAAAUUAAUGUAAACUUGAGUGGGUUUUUGUUUGUCAUGUUUUCACCACUGCCUGAUUCUUAGGCAGAUUGGCACUUAAUACCAUUCCUGUUCGUUUUAUUUAAGGUUAACUACAUAGUGUAAAUAUUAAACCAAUCUAUAUCAUAAUACUUCUUUAUUAUAUUUUAGAGAAAUACGUUUCAGUGUAUUCUGAUAACAGACACUGAAAGUACAUUUGUGAUUUACAACUACAAUAAAAUAGAAUGAACAACAGGAACGGCAAGUAAUGGAGAUGCUAAUACUGGUAUUGGAGGCACGCCUGCCCAGGUUGGAUUUAAUAUGGGAGAUGACAUUCAUUUCUACUCCGUAAAAGGUUCAAGAAGAGCAGAUAUUAUAAACCUGCCAGAUAUGUCAAAUGUUGGUUAUCCAGGAAAGUUUGUCUUUAGAGUUGACUUGAGAGAUAUCAAGCCUGCACCACCAACAGGAGAUCCCGGUCAAUGUUAUCUUAAGGCUGCUGAUAUAGCAUUUGUUUUGGAUGUAUCUCACAGUAUUGAUGUGUCUUUCUUGAGAAAUUUCUUGACAGCUGUUAUAUCAUAUGUACCUAUUAAUGAAAUUGAAUGUCAAAUUGGAAUGACGUCAUUUUCAUCGAAAUCGAAGAUGGACUUUUACUUUGAUGACAAUGCAGAUAAAGAUGUCCUAUUGGCUCAUGUUGCUAACAUCACCAACAUGAGAGGAGCUUCUAGUCUAGAGGAUGCCUUGGUGGAUGUUAAACAAUUAUUCUCAUACUUGAAGGGUUCAAGAUCAUACGCAAAACAUUUUACGGUUAUAUUCACCGAUGGAUUAAUGGUACAAAGUAAUAAACUCGAAACUGCAGCAGAUGAGUUGAAAAGUCUUUCAAAUAUGGAAGUUGUUUCAGUUGGAAUCGGUGCUUCUGUCAAACACGGUCUACUAGAAAGAAUAUCAACAGAUUUCACCAGAGUACUGUAUCCAUCAGCAGAUAUGAUUUGGAAAUAUCUACAGUCUUCGCUAGCUCAGCCAGGAUGUCUUUCCUGUACAUCUGAAGUAGAAGGAAAAAUGCAUGUACUUCUUGAAGAUUCAAUGUAUAUUACUAGGACGGAGCUUAAAGAAGGGAAACAGUUUAUAUACACAUUCAUAGAGGCACUUUUAUCAUUUCAUUUACAGAACGUAAAAUUAUCAGUAGAUGUAUUCGGAAAUAAAAUAAUAGAAGCUAUUCCACUCUAUGAUAUAUCUGGAAUGAAAUACAAACUUGGUUCUGUGGCCGUUGUAGAAUAUAGCGGUAUAGACGUCAACCAGUCUUCACUGAUCAAACACGUACAAAAUAUUGGAACACUUUCUUCGUCAAAUAGUUUUGUGAUCUUUAUUACAAAUGGAAAAUCUUUCGAUUCGCGUUUGAUUAAAAAAUUACAGAACGUCGUUAAUACUUCUAAAACAAAUUUGAUAACUGUAGGACUUGGUUCAGAUCCGGACUGGGAUAAUUUGGAAGAUUUGGCAUCGUAUGGGUACUUUGUAUUUUCAGGUGAGGAUGCACGUCUUUUAGCACGACUUAUGGAAAAAGAACUACAAACGACGACGUGUUCCUGAAUUAUUCAUUACCAAAAUAUAUAAUAUCGUUAUUAUAUUUUUCUGAAGAAAUAAUAAAUCGACAGCAGUGUAAAUGCUAGACAUGUUUGAAAAUUUGAAUUCACAUUUUGAAGAUGAAUGUACAUCUAGGAAAGCGCUUCAGAGAAAAAAAUCAGAAAAUGUUAAGAAACUAACUCCCUCGGGCAAAGUUGACCUUAGAGGAAUUUGGCUAUUUUUUUCGGUACCCUUUUGUCAUAUGCAUUGUAAAGUUUCCACAUAUCAAAACAUCUUCCAUGGUGUAAAAUAAUUUAUUUCUGUAACUAGUUGUUUUUAGAAGUUUUUUUUUUUUUGGAAUUUUCGGUAAAAAUGUUUCUCAUUGUAUCAGAAUGUAAAAUAUUCAAUAAUAUAUACGUUAAACCAUAAUGCUUAUAGUCUAUACAAACAAUUAAAUAAACAUUAUGUGAAUUAAAGGCGUCAUGAGUGCUGAUCAUGAAUCUCUUAAAGUUUAUACUUAUUUUAACAGCAUGUUUUAACCUAUUGUUAUUUGUCGUUAAGUGUUUUAUUAUAAAAAAUAUGUUUAUGUUCAAUUAA
Mytilus californianus (California mussel) is the source of this 3144-nucleotide messenger RNA. RefSeq lists its product as uncharacterized. Gene Ontology annotation, biological process: cell-matrix adhesion. The transcript has 7 exons. The record is from RefSeq and is a predicted model, not a curated record. Bases 1312 to 2574 code for a protein of 420 amino acids. NCBI's taxonomy places the organism in Eukaryota, Metazoa, Mollusca, Bivalvia, Mytilida, Mytilidae.